Drosophila ficusphila is the source of this 1785-nucleotide messenger RNA. Its product is annotated as tigger transposable element-derived protein 4-like. The coding region runs from base 43 to 1665 and encodes 540 amino acids. The transcript is spliced from 2 exons. The record is from RefSeq and is a predicted model, not a curated record. Lineage: Eukaryota; Metazoa; Arthropoda; Insecta; Diptera; Drosophilidae. Gene Ontology annotation, molecular function: DNA binding. Gene Ontology annotation, cellular component: nucleus.
GUUACAUUUCUAGUUUUUUCUGCUUUUUUCCGAGUAAAACGAAUGCGUAAAUUCGACAAAUGCAAAAUGCACAACAAUAAGCACAUUCAGUUUGAGCUUGAAACUUGUGCAGUACAGCCGAAAAAUGUCUUUCAAACGAAAGUGCUUCUCUGUAGAAGAAAAAAUGAAAAUUAUUCGUCGCUUGGAAGCCGGAGAGCCCAACGUUACUCUGGCAAAAGAAUUCUGCGUGUGCCACACAACAAUUGCCACAAUAAAAAAAAUAAAGAAAAAAUUAAAAUUUUAUUUGAUAAUAAUGUCUUAAAGCCAAAACGUAUCAGAGCGUCAACUCAAGAGCAAGUCGAUAAAGCAUUGAUACAGUGGUUCAUAAUGCAACGCAGUCGAGGAAUCCCAUUAAGCGGUCCACUGCUUCAGGAAAAAGCUAAUUUUUUCGCUAAACAAUUAAAAAUUGAAAAUUUUAAUUGUUCUGCUAGUUGGAUAAGCCGCUUUAAGGUCAGGCAUAAUAUCGUCGCCGGUAAAGUCAGUGGAGAAUCUUUGUCUGUACAAAAAAGCAAUGUAAGCGAGUGGCUUACAAAGAUUUGGCCAAUACUACGUAAGGAUUUCAAUGAUGACGAAAUUUUUAAUGCCGACGAAACUGGACUGUUCUUCAAAUUAACUCCAGACAAAACAUUAAAAUUUAAAGGUGAAAAAUGCACUGGAGGAAAGCUGUCCAAAGAAAGGAUAACUGUGCUUGUUGCAGCCAAUAUGAGUGGAAAUUUUAAAAAACCAUUAUUGGUUAUUGGAAAAUCAAAGCGACCCAGAUGCUUUAAAAAUGUUCGGUAUUUGCCUGUUGGCUACCAUGGUAACCGCCGAGCAUGGAUGACAUCUACAAUUUUUAUUAAUUGGGUACGAGGUUGGAAUGCUGAGCUUAAAAAACAGAGAAAGAAGAUAUUGCUCUUAGUUGAUAAUUGUCCAGCCCAUCCCACAAUUAGUGACCUAACGAAUAUCACACUAGUUUUCCUUCCACCAAAUACGACAUCUGUAUUACAGCCAAUGGAUCAAGGCAUAAUUCGAGUGAUUAAAUCAAUUUUUCGGAAAAAUCUCGUACUUAAAAUAAUCAGCAAUAUGGAUGAAACCCAAAAUGAAAAUUACCCAAAAAUUACCAUACUUGAUGCCAUUUUAAUGAUAAAUGAUGCAUGGCAACAAGUUUCGCCAAUGACAAUUGCAAAUUGUUUUAAGCAUUCUGGGCUUGCCGAAGAAAAUUUAGAUGGUUCCAGCACCUCAUUCUCAAAUAAUAUUGAAAUCGGAGAUGACAUUCCCCUAUCGGUUUGGGCAAGUGCUCUAAAAAAACAGCUACCGAUUUCAUUGGGAGAACUGGAUGAAUAUGUUCUUAUUGACAAUGAUGUUGCGAUUUGUGAGGAACCUUCUGAAGACAGCAUUGUUAGAAAUAUAUUAGAUGAUGGACAGGAUAGUGACGACAAUGUCGAAGAUCAAAAUGAAGAUGUGUCAGCACCUAGCGUUUUGGAGGCAUUUAAGGCUGCAGAAAUACUGAAUAGAUUUGUCCAUGCAAAUUUUAAUGACGAGAGUUUAACGCACGGCAUCUCUCGUUUAAAUAACGCUGUGCGCGACUUUUUUUACAAUUCAAAAACUACUGCUAAACAAUCAAAAAUAACAGAUUAUUUAAAUUAAGAAUUUAAAAGAAAAACCACAAUGUAUAUAAUUUAAUCUUGUUUCUUGUAUUAUGCUUAUGAUGUGCAUUGAAUGUGCAUUUAUUUUGAAAAACCCAUGUUUAUGAAUAAAAUUUUUAAA